Messenger RNA from Nannospalax galili (Upper Galilee mountains blind mole rat), 2654 nucleotides. It is a transcript of the gene Psen1, whose product is annotated as presenilin 1. The record is from RefSeq and is a predicted model, not a curated record. The coding region runs from base 187 to 1581 and encodes 464 amino acids. Gene Ontology annotation, molecular function: cadherin binding; aspartic endopeptidase activity, intramembrane cleaving; beta-catenin binding. The transcript has 11 exons. Gene Ontology annotation, biological process: membrane protein ectodomain proteolysis; negative regulation of apoptotic process; amyloid precursor protein catabolic process. Lineage: Eukaryota; Metazoa; Chordata; Mammalia; Rodentia; Spalacidae. Gene Ontology annotation, cellular component: perinuclear region of cytoplasm; cell surface; cell cortex.
CAGCGUUGAGGCCGCUAAGGCGGGGCUUGGGACCGGUCGGCUCCGUGGGCCGCUGGUUCUGGUCGGGAAUAAAACAGUGCCAGCUGAGGCGGAAACUGGGCUUCAGUCGGCGGCCCCGGCACGGAAAGGGAAGAACCCCAAGAGGCUUUGUUUUCUGUGAAAAGGUAUUUCUAUACUGUUGCUCCAAUGACGGAGAUACCCGCACCCUUGUCCUACUUCCAGAAUGCGCAGAUGUCUGAGGACAGUCACCCCGGCAGUACCGUGCGUAGCCAGAGUGAACGGCAAGAGCAUAAUGACCGGCGGAGACUUGACAACUCUGAGUCAGUAUCUAAUGGCCGACCCCAGGGUAAUUCACGGCAGGUGGUGGAACAGGAUGAGGAAGAAGAUGAGGAGCUGACACUGAAAUAUGGAGCCAAGCAUGUCAUCAUGCUCUUUGUCCCCGUCACCCUGUGCAUGGUCGUAGUCGUGGCUACCAUCAAGUCAGUCAGCUUCUAUACCCGAAAAGAUGGGCAGCUAAUCUAUACCCCAUUCACAGAAGACACUGAAACUGUGGGCCAGAGAGCCCUGCACUCAAUUCUGAAUGCUGCCAUCAUGAUCAGUGUCAUCGUUGUCAUGACUAUCCUCUUGGUGGUUCUUUAUAAAUACAGGUGCUAUAAGGUUAUCCAUGCCUGGCUUAUUGUUUCAUCUCUGUUGUUGCUGUUCUUUUUUUCAUUCAUUUACUUGGGGGAAGUGUUUAAGACCUACAAUGUUGCUGUGGACUACAUUACGGUUGCGAUCCUGAUCUGGAAUUUUGGUGUGGUGGGAAUGAUUGCAAUUCACUGGAAAGGCCCACUCCGACUGCAGCAGGCGUAUCUUAUUAUGAUCAGUGCCCUCAUGGCCCUGGUAUUUAUCAAGUACCUCCCUGAGUGGACCGCAUGGCUCAUCUUGGCUGUGAUUUCAGUAUAUGAUUUAGUAGCCGUUUUGUGCCCUAAAGGUCCACUUCGUAUGCUAGUUGAAACAGCCCAAGAAAGAAACGAAACUCUCUUUCCAGCUCUUAUUUACUCCUCAACAAUGGUGUGGUUGGUGAAUAUGGCUGAAGGCGACCCAGAAGCCCAAAGAAGAGUUCCCCAAAACCCCAAGUACAAUGCACAAAGAGCAGAAAGGGAGACACAGAGCACUACUACUGGAAGCGAUGAUGGUGGCUUCAGUGAGGAAUGGGAAGCCCAGAGGGACAGUCAUCUGGGGCCUCAUCGCUCCACCCCUGAGUCACGAGCUGCUGUCCAGGAACUUUCCAGCAGUAUCUUAACUAGUGAAGACCCAGAGGAAAGGGGAGUAAAACUUGGAUUGGGAGAUUUCAUUUUCUACAGUGUUCUGGUUGGUAAAGCCUCAGCAACUGCCAGUGGAGACUGGAACACAACCAUAGCUUGUUUCGUAGCCAUAUUAAUUGGUCUGUGCCUUACAUUACUACUCCUCGCCAUUUUCAAGAAAGCAUUGCCAGCACUUCCCAUCUCCAUCACCUUUGGGCUCAUUUUCUACUUUGCCACAGAUUAUCUCGUGCAGCCCUUUAUGGACCAACUAGCAUUCCAUCAGUUUUAUAUCUAGCAUAUUUGCAAUUAGAAUCCCGUGGAUAUUUCUUCUCUGACUAUAAUAAAAUCUGGGCAGGACAAAGGUGAUUUUCCUGUGUCCUCGUCUAACAAAGUCAAGAUUCCCAGUUGAACUUUUUCACCCUCCUUCUGAGUUUUCCCGACCACCUGUACUAUUGGAUACUGGAAGGAGUUAUCUAUAGAAAACGGUUUUGAAAAUUCAUCAUCAUGGUGAACAGUGUCCCUCUGCAGAAACUACCAGAUUUGAGGGAUAAGGACAAGGAAACAUGAUAGACCAAGAAGCUGCUCUGCUCCUCCAGCAAUGUGAUGCUUGGGCACGGGAGAUUUCACCAACACUGGGAACGCUCAGGACUAUUACCAGGAGGUGAAAUGAAGUGAUGUAAAUCAAACAGAACUCUCAUCUUAACACAUGUUGGAAAUAAACAUGUACUGAUGGAACAUGCACCUUUUCAGAAGAUUCUGUGAGGAGAGUGGGCACUGGCAGCAGGCGGCACCGCACAAGGGCUCAAGCUUUCACCUGGACUUUGUCUCUGCCGACUUUUAAUUUUUACAUAAUACUCCCUGUCCCCUUUGAAUCACAUCAGAUGUGUGGUUGGCUUUGACCAUUUUUGUUCUCAAGCACUGACACUCAUUGUUAUGAUCUGUGGUUGCCAUUUCUUCCCAAGGACAGACUGAACUUACUUGGGGUUGCUUUAUCCUAACAGUCUUAACCUCAGGCCCCAAAUUUAGUAAUUUCUGGAAAUAAUGGAACUAUUGCUUAACCAUCCCUUAAUCCGUAAGUAAAUUCUAGAUUUUGCACCAAAUUUCUGAUUUUUGGACCUACUUCAGGCUCACUUUUGCCCCAGAUGCCUGUUUGUCUGUCUUCCCUUCAUGUCCAUAGCAGUUCUCUUUGACAACAAAUGAGGCAGCUCUGUCAUGGUAGCAAGUGACCUAUUAAUGCAGGGCUUUCCUCUCCAUGUGAUACAAAUGAUGUGUUGUGAGUCCAUGCUGUCAGCUUUGCCGUUCUAACUCCUUCAAUGGCAAAUAGGAUGUGUGCCCAAAGAAUUAAGAGUAAAGUGGCUGGUUGAAGCA